Molecule: messenger RNA, 1551 nt
Organism: Corvus hawaiiensis (hawaiian crow)
Lineage: Eukaryota; Metazoa; Chordata; Aves; Passeriformes; Corvidae
Product: nuclear receptor ROR-gamma-like
Exons: 10
Coding region: 1-1452 (483 amino acids)
Biological process (GO): regulation of transcription by RNA polymerase II
Cellular component (GO): nucleus
Molecular function (GO): RNA polymerase II cis-regulatory region sequence-specific DNA binding; zinc ion binding; nuclear receptor activity
Source: RefSeq, a predicted model, not a curated record
AUGCGGAGGGGACACGGCACAGCGGCCACGUGGGACCGUGUGGUGACACGGGAGGGCACGGCCCACAUCGAGGUGAUUCCCUGCAAGAUCUGCGGGGACAAAUCCUCCGGGAUCCACUACGGGGUCAUCACCUGCGAGGGCUGCAAGGGCUUUUUCCGGCGCAGCGAGCGGCGCGGGCCGAGCCUGGCGUGCAGCCGCGGGCAGCGCUGCGACAUCGACCGCGCCACCCGCACCCGCUGCCAGCACUGCCGCCUGCAGAAGUGCCUGCGCCUCGGCAUGUCCCGCGACGCCGUCAAGUUCGGCCGCAUGUCCAAGAAGCAGCGGGACCGGCUCCAGGCCGAGGUGCUGGAACAGCUGGGAAGGAAAAAUGGGGAAAAUGGGGAAAAUCGGGAAGAGCCGGAGCGGCGGGAACAGCAGGAACCACGGGAAAACUGGGAAAAACGGGAAAAACGGGAAGAAUGGGAAAACCGCGAGCAGCGCGAACGGGAACGGGCGGCUCAGGGGCCACCGGAGCCCUCCCCGGCCGGGCGCUGUCCCCCGAUGUCCCCCGGUGUCCCCGCGGCGCGUCCCAGCGGGGCGUGGCCCGCGGAGGAGGCGACAAAGCGGGGACAGGACGGGGACAGGGCGGCGACAGCGCCGUCCCCUCAUCCCGGUACCGGCGGCGUCCCGGAGUCACCGGCGGGCCUGGAGAUCGAGCUCCUGACCCAGAGCGUCCUCCUGUCCCACCGUGCCACCUGCCACCCCCCGCGCCGAGGAGCUGCAGGGCCGCCGCUGGGACAGCUUCACCCGCGAGGAGAUCUGCGCCUACCAGAGCCAGGUGAGGGCCGGCCCACGGCGGAGAUGUGGCAGCGCUGCGCCCGCCGUGUCACCGAGGCCAUCGAGCGCGUGGUGGAGUUCGCCAAGCGCCUGCGCGGCUUCCUGGAGCUCAGCCAGCACGACCAGAUCGUCCUGCUCAAGGCGGGUGCCAUGGAGGUUGUCCUGGUCCGGAUGUGUCGCACCUUCGACGCCGCCACCCGCUCCGUCCUCUUCGAGGGCAAACUCGCGGGGCCCGAGCUCUUCCGCUCGCUGGGGUGCCCCGAGCUCGUCGCGUCCAUCUUCGACCUGGCGCAGAGCCUGAGCGCGCUGCGCUGCUCCGAGAGCGAGCUGGCGCUGCUCAGCGCCCUGGUGCUCGUCAACGCCGGCCGCCCGUGCCUGCAGGACCGCCCGCGGGUGGCCCGGCUCCAGGGACAUUUGGACGUCGCUUUCCGGCUCCUGCUGCACCGGACCCGCCGCGAGGGGCUCCUGGCCAGGCUGCCCACCCCGGGCCGGCUCCGCGCUCUCUGCUCGCAGCACCUGGAGCAGGUCCAGGCUUUCCGCCGCCUCCACCCCGGCGGAAUCUCGGCCGCCUUCCCCCCGCUCUACCGGGAGCUCUUCGCCCCCGACCCCGCCGAUCCCCCCGCGGGGACCCGCUGAGCGCGACCUCGGGACCGCCGGGAUCACCGGGAUCACCGGGACCGCCGGGACCAGCCCUGAUCCCGCUGAGCGCGACCCUGGGAUCGCCGGGAUCACCGG